GUCGCGCGCGACGUCCACAGCCAGUCGCACGGUGGAUGUAGGGAAGAUAGGACGGAUGGUGGAGGUGUAGAGUGCCGAAGCACGGCGGGCACUGCUGGACGGUCUGCAAAAUCUUUCUUUCUCGUGUACGACCGCGAAGUCAGGUCUCUUGCUCUCGCACGCGACACUCUUGUAAAUACCCGGGGUUGGAUCGCGUGCGCGGCGGACGUCGCCCGCGGCUACGUGAAUCCCGCCAGGUAAUUCGCGACAGCGGAGCACUGCCGUUGGCUACCGCAGCUGCUGCUACCUCUACCGUCGCUGCUGCUGCUCUUUCUUCAUCACCACUGCCUCUCUCGCCCGCGUUGGUCGACCGAAUCUACCACAGGCCUUCCCGUACACACACGUCUGCGUCGGGAAAUGGAGCUCGAGCAGGCGGCGUCGCUGGCCACCACGGACUCGGAUAAGCAACGGUCCAAAGAGAUCGCUAAUGCGGCCGGGAAUCAUAACGAUACUCAUAUCAAUGGGAUGUCCAAUGGCUUUGACAAAAAGAGGGAACACAAGUCCGAACAUAGGGACAAAGAUAGAGAAAAGUCUCACAAGUCAGAUCACAAAGACAGAAGCAAGGAUAAAGAAAAGAAUCACAAAAGCGAACAUAGGGAUAAAGACAGAGACAGACAUAAACAUAGUUCCAGUUCCAUCAAGGAUAAAGAGAAGCAUGACAGCAGUAGUAAGGAUAAAGACAAGGAGAAGAAGAGUUCAUCUGGCAAAGAGAAGGAACAUAAAAGCAGCAGCAGCAGUUCCUCUAGCAAGGAUAAGGACAAGAGCAAAGACAAGGAACAUCAUCAUAAGUCAAGCUCUAAAGACAAAGACAAGGACAGACAUCAUAGCAGUUCCAAGGAUAAGGAUAGCUCGACCAAGGACAAGGAUAGUUCGAAGAGUAAGGAUAAGGAUAGGCAUAGACAUAGUUCCUUGAAUUCUAGCUCGCGUGAUAAAGAUAAGGACAAGGAUAGAAGCAUCUCAAAGGAUAAAGAGAAAGACAAAAAACACUCGUCGGAUAAAGACAAGGAGAGACAUUCCACUUCUCAUUCAGGCGAUAAGGAAAAACAUCGUUCAUCGGACAAGGAUAAAGACAAGCACAGCUCGUCGUCCAGUAAAGACAAGCAUCGCCAUGAGAAAGACAAGGACAAAGACCGCCAUCGGCACGAUAAAGACAAAUCUAAGCAUCGCGAGGACAAGGAGAAAAAGGAGAAAGAUGUGAAGGAGGAGGUGAAAAUAAAAGAGGAGCCGAAAGAAGAGCCGAUGGUGAAGAUAAAUCAUGCGAUUAACGAAGGGUUGCGCAUCAACCCGAACAUAAAGCUGCAGAUAAAAGAAGAACCGAUGACGCAAUUGGAUCUAGAUGACGAUGAUGAUAGCGGUGGCGAGCAACCGCUUUACAUCAAGGAAGAGGAUGACGAGGAAGAACCAAAGGAGGAAGAGGCUAGCAUGGAUUCGACGGACGGGAACGAUACCAGACUCUCGGAUCUCCAUAACACUACGAUAAAGACUGAAGACGAUUCGGAGGAGGACAAGCCACUGUCUGCGAGGUCUAAGGUAUCGCCAAGUGUUAAGAGGAAGAAGGCCAACUCGGACGACGAGGAAGACAUGCCGCUGAUGACGCGUAAGAAACCGAAGAAAACCAGUCCGAAGGCCAAGAAGAAGAAACGGAAAUAUGACGACGACGAAGAGUCCGACGAGCCCGAAGAAAAACCAAAGAAGAAGAAAAACAACACGAAAGCGGUGAAAGUAGAGACUCCCAGCCCGAGGAAGAAGAAGCAGGAGGAGGAGCCCGAAGUUUGGAAAUGGUGGGAAGAGGAGAAGAAGAGCGACGGCACAAAAUGGCACUUCCUGCAGCACAAAGGGCCAGUUUUCGCUCCGCCCUAUGAGCCUCUACCACCUACGGUGAAAUUCUAUUACAAUGGCAAAGAGAUGAAACUGAGCCAAGAUACAGAGGAAGUCGCGACCUUUUAUGCGCGCAUGUUGGACCACGAUUAUACCACCAAGCCUGCAUUUAACAGUAACUUCUUUGGCGACUGGCGAGAUGUAAUGACCGAGUCGGAGCGUGCCAAAAUCACAGAUCUGUCCAAGUGCAACUUCAAGGAGAUGCACACGUACUUCUUGCAAAAGAGCGAAGAGCGUAAAGCGAUGACGAAAGAGGAGAAGCAGAAGAUCAAGGAGAAGAAUGAGGAGACCCAAAAGGAGUACGGUUUCUGUGUCAUCGAUGGUCACAAGGAGAAGAUCGGUAACUUCAAGAUCGAGCCACCAGGCCUAUUCCGUGGCCGUGGCGAGCAUCCAAAGAUGGGCAAGCUGAAGAAACGAGUGCUGCCGGAGGAUGUGUUGAUCAACUGCUCGAAAAACUCCAACAUACCGAAGCCGCCAGCUGGUCACAAGUGGAAAGAGGUGCGACACGAUCCAAACGUCACCUGGCUCGCUUCCUGGACGGAGAAUAUUCAAGGCCAGGUGAAGUACGUGAUGCUGAACCCGUCCAGCAAGCUCAAGGGCGAGAAAGACUGGCAGAAAUACGAAACAGCGCGGAAACUGGCGCAGUCAAUCGACAAAAUUCGCGCAGAGUACCGCGAAGAUUGGAAGAGUAAGGAAAUGCGCAUCAGGCAACGCGCCGUCGCCUUGUACUUUAUCGAUAAGUUGGCGCUUAGGGCUGGUAAUGAGAAGGACGAGGAUCAGGCGGACACUGUAGGCUGUUGCUCAUUGCGGGUGGAACAUAUAAAGCUGCACGAGCAAAAAGAUGGGAAAGACUACAUAGUUGUAUUUGACUUUUUAGGUAAAGAUUCUAUACGGUAUUAUAACGAAGUGCCAGUGGAGAAACGCGUUUUUAAGAACCUUCAACUUUUUAUGGAGAACAAAUCUCCCGGAGAUGAUUUAUUCGAUCGGCUCAACACUACUGUUAUGAACAAACAUCUGAAUGAACUGAUGGAAGGUCUCACCGCUAAAGUAUUCAGAACUUACAACGCGUCGUGGACGCUGCAACAACAAUUGGACAAACUCACGGAUCCCAACGACACGGAGGCGGAGAAGAUCCUGUCGUAUAACAGAGCUAAUCGCGCCGUCGCCAUACUGUGUAACCAUCAGCGUUCCGUACCAAAGACGCACGCAAAGUCAAUGGAGAACCUGAAGGCGAAGAUAGAGGCUAAGAAGGAGACGAUAUCCGAGGCCGAAUUGCAAGUGAAGGAUGCCAAACGGGAUGCGAAGCACGGUUCGGUGAAAGAAAAGAUAGUAUACGAGAAGAAGAAGAAACAAUUAGAACGAUUAAAAGAACAAUUAACAAAGUUGGAGGUCCAGGCAACCGAUCGAGAAGAGAACAAAGAGAUCGCGCUGGGUACCUCCAAGCUGAAUUAUCUUGAUCCUAGAAUUUCCGUCGCAUGGUGUAAGAAGCACAACGUGCCGGUUGAAAAAAUAUAUAACAAGACCCAGAGGGACAAGUUUAGAUGGGCAAUAGACAUGGCGGGGCCCGACUACGUUUUUUAACUUCGUGGGAGUUCGUCGUCACGUACGUUACGAGAAGAUGUCUCCCUUUGACAUUGUAUUUAGUGAAUUUUGCGUUUUAGGAAAGUCGGAAAACUAAACGAGAUUGAUCGGGCGAGAAAGAGAGGAAGAGAGAGAGAGAGAGAGAGAAAGAGAGAGAGAGAGGAGAAAAAGUGAGAGGAAAGGGAAAGAAAUAAAAAUAAAUACAGCGAAAGAAAGAAUGUGAGAAAUUCAGAAUUUUUUACACGAAUACACAAUAGCAAAAUAUAAAUGUGAGAGUGUGGGAACAUAUUUUCUAUAGGAUAUUCGCGCGAUCAUAUAAAUUAGUCGACGAAAGGCGACUAUAUAUAUACCUAGAGGUGUGCAAUUAAAAUUCGUCGACACCCCGGUAGCCGAUUACGUGCUUGGCAUUUGCCACCGAAGCAGAUUUGUUGUUUUAGCUGCGUCACUUCGCCGAGUUCGUCUAUACUGUGUACGACAGCCGUCUGUCUCCCGAGCGAGAUCACGAACAAAUUAGAUGGCGAAAGCGUGAGAAAGCAAAACACGAUCGGGGGAUAGUCUUUGCGCGAGCGCGAGGGCCAUGUAUCGUAACUUUGUUUUGUUUAUUAGGUAGAAAUUUAUAUUUACGUACGUGUGAAUUAGGAAAAUAUAGCACCGAAUUUGUGCGGAAAAAAAAAAAGAAAAACAUCUAAAUCCUAAGACGCAGUAUCAAAGGGUGCGAAGAAGGAUGACGCAUGUAUGAAGCGUUAGCUGCGUUAUUAUGUAUAUAUAGAAGGAUUCGUGAGUAAACACGAACACAAUUUCACAAAUACGCAUUCAUAUUUAAAAAAAGGAAAAAAAUAAACACUGGAGAAGGCAGCUGGAUUUUAUAUUUCCUUAAAAACACACAUACACGAACAUUACAUAUAGUACAUACACGUACACUUGUUUCUCUCAUAAAUGUAUGAUAAUGUCAUUUCAUCAAGUAUCAUUCACAUUUUACAUUGCGUAUGAAAACAUAUAUAUAUAGGAUAUUACCGAUAUCGUGCACUACUUUUUUUAUAUAAAAAAAAAGCAGAAAAGGAAAAAACGAGAAAACUGGAUCAAGAGAGACGAUUAGACAAAUUAUGCGAUUCAGAGGCCCAUGAUGGACGCAUAUCGAGCGCUAAGUAUGUUUUGAUUUCCAAGCUGGAACAAGUGGCGUUAUACCUAACGCCACUUCAAGAGAAAACGAAACUUGGGAUUAAAAGGAUAUACUUAACGUUCGCUAUGUACGCCCAGAGAAUAUAGCCCAAUAUUACCGUUCCCCAAAACUGAAUCCUACGUAUAACAUAAAAAAAAAACAACGGAACAUAUGAAUAUAUUUAUAUAUAUUUAAGUGAAUCGUCGCUUUUUUAGCGAUUUAUGUUUUAUAAGACAAUGUGUCUAGGCGCUAUAAUAAUAAUAAUAUAAUAAACGAGAAACUGGCGUAUUCUUUGAUUUUUUUUAGUGUUAUCUGCAUAUUUCGCGUCUCACACUGGAAGAUAGCACAUAACAAACACACACACAUACAUACAUAUAUAUAAUAAUAUAUGUAUACGUAUAUUUUAUGCUCACUUGACGAUAAGAAGGCGUAGGCAUUAAGCUUCCCAUUUUCGCAGUCGAAUCGAGACAUUCUGGCGUAUGUGCUUAAAUAUAUACACACAUAGACACACAUAUCUGUAUAUAUGUGUGUGUGUAUGUAUGUAUAUAUGUAUGUAUGUAUGUAAGAUACAUUAUUUCGUUGAUAUUCUUUGCUUUUGUUUUACACGUCGCUACGUAAUUAUUAUUAAUUCCCUCCGUAAGUGGGAACUGCUUGCAUUCACAGAAAUGAUUAUUGUUACGUUAAGCUUGUACAAGUCCGCUUGUUCUCGAUCCGCUGAAGAUGAGUUAGAAGCGUCGAUAAGAAGGAAUUAGAGAGAUAGAGAGAGGGAGAGAGACGUGAAGCUACUAUUGCGCUAUUCGCACUAUUUAUCUCGGAGAAUGUAUAACGUUCCGACGAAUCUACUGUUACACAUGUGCAUAAAACGUAUGGAAUCAUUACUCGUACAUGUAAUUAUACGACUAAGUAUACAGGUAGAUAAUAUUCAAUGAAUUUGUAAUGCUAAAUUAUACAUUACGUCACGACACGACGCGUACGUAUGUACGACGACGACGACGACGGAGAGUUUGCGCGCAUCCUCGCCGAAGAAAGCGAAAGAUCAAACGUCGGCGACGGCGCUUGUCUCGUCGUAUGCACUUUUCUCAUCUCGGCGCGUAGACACGUCGCGUAACAGGAGCGAAUAAUGUAUAUUAUAGUACGCGAAGACCGAUCAUCGUCGAGUUCGGCGAUUCAGACGACGACGUGCGUGCUCAGAUUCGGGUGUGCUACGAUGAUUUUUUUUACGUUUAUUCGCGGAGUAAACGAAACGUGAUAUUCGACUUGUAAGGUCCCUUUCUCUCGCGUUCGAGAAAGCACGUCGAAGACCGAGCUCGUCGGGAUACGCGAAUCGGUUGCGGUCCUCGCGCGCGAGAUGUAUGCGACAUGACUUUUGUAAUGUGCGAAAGACAAAUUGUGUGAAACUUCUCUUACUCGCUGCUGUUACCGUGAGAGAAGAUCCAUCGAAUACGACUUCCGCAUCGUUGACAGCUGCGAAGAGAGCGGAAGAAAGAGGAGGGGAAUAACUUCAGUUUUGGGGAUCGGUGAUCUCGGUGUCUCGAACGGGUGAAACGGGGAGGGGAGGAGGGGGGGUAAUUAAAUUCGAAGCGGAAAGGUGGAACAGCCGUUCACAGCCACUCGCAAUAUGAAUAUAAUAGCAAUGUAAGUGUCAUGUGAUGAUGCGCGACGAGGGGGGGGAUGGGAAUUAAGAGAAAAAUACCGCAAUGAGAUAGAAUCGCAAGCGGCGGGCGCGAGCCUUGCGGAAUCAGAGCACAGCUCCAUAGGUUUUUAACUUUUACUACAAACGAGAACUCGACUAAGAGUGCAAUUGAUAUUUAGUACAAUUCCGUGCCCGCGCGCACAACAGCGGGACGCAGGAUUACACACGUGUAUGUUUCUCAGUGAUUAUCACUUCGAUAUACAUAUUAUUGGAAUAAUAAAAGAGUCUUAGUGCCGGA
Messenger RNA from Harpegnathos saltator (Jerdon's jumping ant), 6588 nucleotides. It is a transcript of the gene Top1, whose product is annotated as DNA topoisomerase 1. Bases 397 to 3498 code for a protein of 1033 amino acids. The transcript has 12 exons. Gene Ontology annotation, cellular component: chromosome; nucleolus. The record is from RefSeq and is a predicted model, not a curated record. Gene Ontology annotation, biological process: DNA replication; DNA topological change; chromosome segregation. Gene Ontology annotation, molecular function: DNA topoisomerase type I (single strand cut, ATP-independent) activity; DNA binding. Lineage: Eukaryota; Metazoa; Arthropoda; Insecta; Hymenoptera; Formicidae.